This is a messenger RNA of Kogia breviceps (pygmy sperm whale), 3097 nucleotides long. It is a transcript of the gene TM9SF3, whose product is annotated as transmembrane 9 superfamily member 3. The record is from RefSeq and is a predicted model, not a curated record. Gene Ontology annotation, biological process: protein localization to membrane. Lineage: Eukaryota; Metazoa; Chordata; Mammalia; Artiodactyla; Physeteridae. Gene Ontology annotation, cellular component: membrane.
GAGGAGGAGUCGGUGGGCCGGCGGCGGGCCGGUGGGAGCGCGGAGGAUGAGGCCGCUGCCGGGUGUUCCCGGCGUGGCGGCGGCCGCCGCGCUGUUGCUGCUGCUGCUGCUGCCCCGGGCCCGGGCGGACGAGCACGAGCACACGUAUCAAGAUAAAGAGGAAGUUGUCUUAUGGAUGAAUACUGUUGGGCCCUACCAUAAUCGCCAAGAGACAUAUAAGUACUUUUCACUUCCAUUCUGUGUGGGGUCAAAAAAAAGCAUCAGUCACUACCAUGAAACUCUGGGAGAAGCACUUCAAGGAGUUGAAUUGGAAUUUAGUGGUCUGGAUAUUAAAUUCAAAGAUGAUGUGAUGCCAGCCACUUACUGUGAAAUUGACUUAGAUAAAGAAAAGAGAGAUGCAUUUGUGUAUGCUAUCAAAAAUCACUACUGGUACCAGAUGUACAUAGAUGACUUACCAAUAUGGGGUAUUGUUGGUGAAGCAGAUGAAAAUGGGGAAGAUUACUAUCUUUGGACCUAUAAAAAACUUGAAAUAGGUUUUAAUGGAAAUCGAAUUGUUGAUGUUAAUCUAACUAGUGAAGGAAAAGUAAAACUGGUUCCCAAUACUAAAAUCCAGAUGUCAUAUUCGGUAAAAUGGAAAAAGUCAGAUGUAAAAUUUGAAGAUCGAUUUGACAAAUACCUUGAUCCAUCCUUUUUUCAACACAGGAUUCACUGGUUUUCAAUUUUCAACUCUUUCAUGAUGGUUAUCUUCUUGGUGGGCUUAGUUUCAAUGAUCUUAAUGAGAACUUUAAGAAAAGAUUAUGCCCGGUACAGUAAAGAAGAAGAAAUGGAUGACAUGGAUAGAGACCUAGGAGAUGAGUAUGGAUGGAAGCAGGUGCAUGGAGAUGUAUUUAGACCAUCAAGUCACCCGCUGAUAUUUUCCUCUCUCAUUGGUUCUGGAUGUCAGAUAUUUGCUGUGUCUCUCAUUGUUAUUAUUGUUGCAAUGAUAGAAGAUUUGUAUACAGAGAGGGGGUCAAUGCUCAGUACAGCCAUAUUUGUCUAUGCUGCUACAUCUCCAGUGAAUGGUUAUUUUGGAGGAAGUCUGUAUGCUAGACAAGGAGGAAGGAGAUGGAUAAAGCAGAUGUUUAUUGGUGCAUUCCUCAUCCCAGCUAUGGUGUGUGGAACUGCCUUCUUCAUCAAUUUUAUAGCCAUUUAUUACCAUGCUUCGAGGGCCAUUCCUUUUGGAACAAUGGUGGCCGUUUGUUGCAUCUGUUUUUUUGUUAUCCUUCCUCUAAAUCUUGUUGGUACAAUACUUGGCCGAAAUCUGUCAGGUCAACCGAACUUUCCGUGUCGUGUCAAUGCUGUGCCUCGUCCCAUACCGGAGAAAAAAUGGUUCAUGGAGCCUGCAGUUAUUGUUUGCCUGGGAGGAAUUUUACCUUUUGGCUCAAUCUUUAUUGAAAUGUAUUUCAUCUUCACAUCUUUCUGGGCGUAUAAGAUCUAUUAUGUCUAUGGCUUCAUGAUGCUGGUGCUGGUCAUCCUGUGCAUUGUGACCGUCUGUGUGACCAUCGUGUGCACAUACUUUCUACUAAAUGCAGAGGAUUAUAGGUGGCAAUGGACAAGUUUUCUCUCUGCUGCAUCAACUGCAAUUUAUGUUUACAUGUAUUCCUUUUACUACUAUUUUUUCAAAACAAAGAUGUAUGGCUUAUUUCAGACAUCAUUUUACUUUGGAUAUAUGGCGGUAUUUAGCACAGCCUUAGGGAUAAUGUGUGGAGCAAUUGGUUACAUGGGAACAAGUGCCUUUGUCCGAAAAAUCUAUACUAAUGUGAAAAUUGACUAAAAACCCAAGAAAACCUGGAACUUCGGAUCAAUUUCUCUUUCACAGGGGUGGAACUUGCACAGCAAAAAAAGCGCAAGAAGAGAUUUGGGCUUUAACACUGGGUACUUUGUGGGUCUCUCUUUCGUGGAUGGCUUAAAGUAACAUCUAUUUCCAUUGAUCCUAGGUUCUUAACUGACUGCUUUCUCCAACUGUUCACAGCAAAUGCUUGGAUUUUAUGCAGUAGGCAUUACUACAGUACAUGGCUAAUCUUCCCAAAAACUAGCUCAUUAAAGAUGAAAUAGACCAGCUCUCUUCAGUGAAGAGGACAAAUAGUUUAUUUAAAGCAUUUGUUCCAAUAAAAGAAAUAGAGGGAAACUUGGAUGCUAAAAUUACAUGAAUAGAAAUCUUCCUGGCACUAGUGUUUCUAUGUUAUUGAAAAAUGAUGUUCCAGAAAGAUUAAUUUUUUCUCUUAUUUUUACUGCCAUCGUCAACUUAUUGUGGGACAUUUUUAUAUAUUGAACCUAGGUUCUUUUUUGACCUGCCUUUUUUUUUUUUUCCAAUUCAACUGCAUCCUUUUUUGUUUUUACAGAGAGAAUUUAAAAAUAUUAAAUCCUGCGUGUAAUAUAUCUGCUGUCAUCUUAGUUGGACCAACUUCCCAUUUAUUUAUCUUAAAACUAUCCAAUUACAUCUUAAUUCCAUCCAAAGAAGAUACAGUCUGAAGAUAGAGGUGUACUCUCUACAAUGCAAUUUACUGUACAGUUAGAAAGCAAAGUAUUAAAUGGAGGAGAUAUUUGUUUUUAUUAAACAUUUUGUGAUUUAGAUAAACUACAUUUUAACUGAAUGUCUAAAGUGAUUAUCUGCCCCCUCCCCCCAAGUUAGUCUUACAUCUUUUUUGGGUUUGAAUGAAGGUUUUACAUAAGAAAUUAUUAAAAACAAGGGGGGUGGGUAAUAAAUGUAUAUAACAUUAAAUAAUGUAACGUAGGUGUAGAUUCCCAAAUGCAUUUGGAUGUACAGAUUGACUACGGAGUACUUUUUUCUGAUAUGAUUGGUGUAGAAAUGUGUGAAUUUGGUUGGCUUUUUACAUCUUGCCUACCACUGCAUGAAACAUUGGGGUUUCUUCAAAAUGUGUGUGUUCAUACUUCUUUUGGGAGGGGGAAUUGUUUUCUUUGUUUUUUUCCUGAGACUCCUACAAGAGCUAAAUUUGUAAUUUAGAAACAUUUAAUUUUGUUAAUCCUGUCUGGGGCACUUAAGUAACAUCUAAAGCAUUACUGCUUUAGAAUGUUAAAAUAAAACUUCCUGACCAAA